Molecule: messenger RNA, 2250 nt
Organism: Cryptomeria japonica (Japanese cedar)
Lineage: Eukaryota; Viridiplantae; Streptophyta; Pinopsida; Cupressales; Cupressaceae
Product: conserved oligomeric Golgi complex subunit 8
Exons: 12
Coding region: 88-1920 (610 amino acids)
Biological process (GO): intra-Golgi vesicle-mediated transport
Cellular component (GO): COG complex
Source: RefSeq, a predicted model, not a curated record
CGACUUCCUGCAUCAAAAGGUUCUCUCAUUUAACUAUGCAGAUUCAUUGUUUGUAAUACGAAGUGGGUGCCACUUUUCUGCGAAAUCAUGGCAUCAAUAGCAGCAAAUUCUCAAGCAGCCAUGGCACCCAGGAUUGUCUCUUUGGCCAAUGCAGCGCAACAGCCUUAUGUAUCGGAGCUGCUCUCAUAUACUCUCGAUCGAUUGCACAAGGAGCCAGAGCUUCUUAGAGUCGAUGCAGAGCGCUUAAAGAGGCAAAUGCAAGAGGUGGCUGUUGGCCAUUACAGAGCAUUCAUUACUGCAGCUGAUGCAUUGCAGUCUGUUGGGGAAGAAGUAAGCUCAAUUGACAAGCAUUUGCAAUCAUUGAUAUCAGAAGCCCCAAAGCUGAGCAAUGGUUGUAAUGAAUUUAUGGACUCAGCUCAGCAGAUAUUAGAGAAGCGGAGGCUUAACCAUACACUUCUUGCAAAUCAUAAUGCACUACUUGACUUGCUCGAGAUUCCUCAGCUUAUGGAUACGUGUGUCCGAAAUGGAAAUUAUGAUGAGGCUCUUGAUUUGGAAGGAUUUGUAUCAAAGCUGGCAACCAUGCAUCCCAAAUUACCCGUCAUUCAAUCAUUGGCAGCGGAUGUUAAGCAGACUACACAAUCUAUGCUUUCUCAGCUUCUUCAAAGACUCAGAUCAAAUAUUCAGUUGCCAGAAUGUCUUCGGGUGAUUGGAUAUCUUCGACGUCUAGGAGUAUUUAAUGAACAGGAAAUGCGCUUACAGUUCUUGAGAUGCAGAGAGGCAUGGCUUAUGGGUAUUAUUGAUGAAUUGGACCAAGGAAAUGUGUCUGAAUUCUUAAAACGCAUGGCAGAUUGCCAUAGAGUACAUCUUUUUGAUGUUGUCACCCAGUAUCGGGCUAUAUUUGCUGAUGACACAUCUGGAAAUGAAGAAAAUUAUGAUGGUGGUCUACUUUUCAGUUGGGCCAUGCACAGGAUAACAUCACAUUUGAAUGUCCUCCAAAUCAUGUUACCAAAAAUAACUGAAGGAGCUGCAUUAGCCAAUAUUCUUGAUCAAUGCAUGUAUUGUGCAAUGAGCCUUGGAUGGGUUGGGUUAGAUUUCCGAGGUCUUCUUCCCGCGCUUUUUGAAGCGUCAAUGCACAAUUUAUUUGUGCGCAAUAUGGCUGCCACAAUUGAAAAUUUUCAGCUUGUGUUGGAUUCACAUCGUUGGGUACCACUUCCUCUUGUUAAAUUUGUUAACAGAGGUAAUACUGAUGAGACUGAUGAUGGUAUGGCUCCUCCUGACUCUUUGAUGGAGCAUCCACCUUUGGCAAUGUUUGUGAAUGGUGUAUUGGCAACACUCAAUGAAUUACGGUAUUGUGCACCAAUUAAUUUGAAAUCAGUAUUAGCAUUGGAGCUUGUACGCACAUUUCAGACUAUUUCAGAUUAUCUGGUGCUCUACAAUAGAACACGAAUACUGAGAGAGAGUGAGUCAACUCUAUUCCUGGCUAUGUGUCGGGCAUUCAUUGAGGUUGCAUGCCCCUACUGCAUACGCUGCUUCAGUCGUAGCUAUCCCGGUGGAGUUAACUCAACUGAAUUAAACAAAUCUCUAGAAGGGGUGUACAAUCUUGUUGGAAGUACUGCAUUGAGUCCUUCUCUAAGUCAUAGCAUCCUGAAUGAGACAUCGGGCACUCAAAUAUUGCCUUCAAAGCAUAAUAGCCUGGAUUCAAGAAAGCAGGCCUUGGAAGAUAAUCUUCGGGACCCUAACGUUCUCGAAAAUGGAGGAACAGCCAUGUCUGAGAAUGGGGAUCAAAUUUUGGUAGGCAGUUCUGGUGCAAAUGAUAGCAAACUUAGUAAUUCUGAACAAGUACAGAAUAUGAUUGACAAUGUUGAUGGUGAGUCCUCCACAGUGCCUUUGAGGCAAUCACGGACAAAUCUCCAAACAUAACUUUCUACAAUCUUGCUGCGAUCACUUGUUUAGCAAAAUGUACAUGAUUUUUGAACUCUAUUCUUUGUAUAUCUUACCCUGAUUCAGUUUAUAUAAAAUGUGUUCCUCCUGAAAUUGUAACCAUCAAGGAUAAUAUCCUGUCAAAGCUCAAUUUUUUUUUAGGGAAUCUUAGUUUAUUGUCAUUGAAUUCUUAUUCGCUAUUUGGCAAUAAGAGCAUUAAGGACAAGAAUAUACCAGAUAUUAAUGCGUUAGUCUCGGAUAUAACAUUAAAUUGUAAUAUCAAUGUUGAGCAACGAGUAAAAAACUUUUGAAAGAAGAUUCAAGUUUGAA